Ceratina calcarata is the source of this 2152-nucleotide messenger RNA. RefSeq lists its product as uncharacterized. NCBI's taxonomy places the organism in Eukaryota, Metazoa, Arthropoda, Insecta, Hymenoptera, Apidae. The record is from RefSeq and is a predicted model, not a curated record.
CGUUAAGUAGCGUCGGCAGGUGAGAAUGAAGUCGAGCAAUAAAUUAGCGAUAGCUGGCGCGCGAGAUACAGUUACGAGUCUAUAUAGAAGACUCCGGAGAGCGUUCGCGGAUCAUUCGUCUCUGGCCAUGAGGAAGAUGAUACGCGCGUCGAUUCCAUUGGUUCUGGCGAGUCUGUCGCUGGUCUCGGUCAUGCCGCAAGUCACGUCGUAUGCCAAAGUGUCGAGAAACGGUCAGGAAGGCGCGGACGCGGGGCUCGAUCCAGAUCCGUGGACAAUCAGCAACGGAACGCAAAGUGAAUCGAGGAGUUUCCAGAAUAUCGCGAUCACCGUGUCACCAGUGUACGUACCACCGAAGGUAUCGAGUCUGAAAAACGGCGAAGCGAUCGACUAUGCGCCCGUGAGAUACUCGACGUUGGACCACGAGAUGAUAGCGAAACUGAGCGCGAAGAAACAGAUUCAGGACAGGUAUCAUCCACCGACGCUCCAUCCUUACAAAGACAAGGAAUCGUCGAGCGACGCGAAGGACAGCUCGAAGCCUGUCGGUCGUCCGAGCGAUCCACCCACGGGCCCUACGUCUCCGGGCGCGUUCGACUUUUCUAAGCCAACGUUUUCGGAGAGCUACGACUACGAGCCACCGGAUUACCUGAGCAGUAAGCCGAUUUCGAAGCCGCCGGAUUACCUCGGUGACAAACCGAUCUCGAAACCUCUGUCGAUGGACGACUACGGGGAUUCCGAUAUGAACGACAAGCCAUCGGACUCUUACAAACCGGAUUCCUACUACGGGAACCACGACUACUCGGACUAUCCACCGGGCAGGCCGUACAACAACGACGCGGCACCGAAACCGAUGGAGUAUUCCGGGCAUCUGGAUCGUCCACCGUACGGCAGUCACGACGACAACGACGACGACAACGAUGACGACGACAACGGCGACGGCCUUCACGACGAUCACUCUUACGGGCACCACGGGCACCAUCACGAUUUCCAUCACGAAGUGAUAUACGAUCACAUACCGGAGUAUCACGAACACGCGGAGGAAAUGAACGACCAGCGGCUGAACAAGAAACCGUAUUCUUACUACUUCAUAGGGAGGAAGCUAUGGUACAUUCCUUUGUACUUCAGCAUAUACUUCAUCAUCUAUAUCGCAGCCCUGGUACUGAAGAGCAUCGCCAGGCACAAAAUCACGUUUCCCGAACACUUGGCGGACGCGGUGAACCACCACAGGUCGUACGAUCAAACCUGGUGGGAUUACACGGGCUCGAUAUUGCAGAGCAUCGAAACGUUCGCAGAGAAGUAUGGAAAGGUCUCUUAAACCAUCUCCUCAUUUCGAUCGACGGGGUCGCAGACGUAGGCGGAAGCAUGGGACGAUUUACUGACCGACGGGUCGAUAGAUUUCAGCACACUUCCGUCAAUGCAAUAUGUAGCACGAGCAAGGCGAACGACUUACAGUACGAGACGAUCCUGUACAUGUAAAUACUAUUUUAAGCCUGUUGUAAAUAUUUGAUAUUAUAAUUUCAUUUGAUCGACGUAUGUAAAAGUAGAGACACUUGAGAUUAAACAGUUUCAUCCUAUUGAUCGUGGAACUGUAUCUGUCACGCACACGGUUAGCCACUUUGGUCGAUUCGAAGCGAGUCGACUAAGAGCGAGAUAAAUAAAAAGCGCACACGAUCCGGUGUAUGUCCAUCAAUUUUUCCUGGCGGAAUCGACUCGCUCGAAUCCUGUAUUCGACGAAGAUCGCGCGAAACGCGAUAGGACGCGCGUCGACGCACACCCGAUGCCUAAAUUCCCGUGAAACGAGGCGUAUUCGGUUAUGACCGCUUCUUGCGGCAGCGUCAUCGGGCGGUGGCGCAAGUUUUUCACGAGACAACGAGCCGGAAUUUGUCAGUAUCGGUGGGAUCGAAAGAAUUACUGGAAACGUAGCGAGAAUUCUGAUGGUUCCCGCAUUCCGGUCGAUCAAUUAUUGCUUCCUUGGAUCAUUUUCUUUCCACGCAUGAAUCCCCUGAUUUCGUUGUGUACCGAGAACGCAAACUAACUCGCGUUCGCGCUCCGAACGUCUCGUAAGAAGCUUCGUCGUGACGAACAAACGCUAGGUCAAUUUUAAUUUUAUGUAUUUAUGUAUCAGUUGGAAUUAAAUGAUCGUUUCCAAACCUCU